Anarrhichthys ocellatus (wolf-eel) is the source of this 1800-nucleotide messenger RNA. It is a transcript of the gene gpr65, whose product is annotated as G protein-coupled receptor 65. NCBI's taxonomy places the organism in Eukaryota, Metazoa, Chordata, Actinopteri, Perciformes, Anarhichadidae. The transcript has 2 exons. Gene Ontology annotation, molecular function: G protein-coupled receptor activity. Gene Ontology annotation, cellular component: membrane. Gene Ontology annotation, biological process: G protein-coupled receptor signaling pathway. The annotation marks the transcript as partial. The record is from RefSeq and is a predicted model, not a curated record.
GCAGUGAAGACGAGACAACCAAAUGAAUACACUCUGCAUCUGUUUCAAUGUUUUCAUUUUGAUAAUAAAUAUUUCUAUGGACAUACUUUGGAGCGGAAAAAUAAACUGAAUACAAAGUGUGAGCAUAGGAACGCCACAUCUGCGAUGGAAAACUUAACCCUGGGCACAAAUAAUUCAGAAUGUUACUCCACUGACGGUUUAUCCAGGAGGAGGCCGUUUAUGUUUUUCUACCUGGCUAUCAUCGUCACUGCCAUCCCUUCCAACGCCUUCUUCCUUUAUGUGUCCUGGCAGCACAUUAGACAGAAGAAUGGGCUUGGUGUGUAUCUAUUCAAUUUGGCCCUGAGUGACCUGACAUUCACUAUCGGCCUUUCCCUAUGGCUGGACUUCCAAUGGAAAGGAGUUUGGGCCCACGGGGGCUACGUUUGUGUGCUAUCUGUCUACUCUCUCUUCACUAACUUUUACACCAGUGAUGCUCUCCUCUGCUGCAUUGCUGUUGACCGCUACUUGGCAGUGGUUCACCCAUUAAAGUACACUUUCCUGAGGAAAGUUGGCACUGCAGCAGCGGUCAGCGUCGCCAUUUGGGUGUUGGUGGUCUCUUUCAAUGCCAGCACCAUCACAUGGGAGGACUCAUACCAUGAAAACAACAACUUCUCAAUGUGCUUUGAUAUCGUCCUCCCGAUGUCAGAUCACUUGGUUCGGGCUAAUGUAGCACGCUUAAUCCUGGGCUUUAUUGUUCCCUUUCUCGUUGGGGUGUUUUCCACUUGGGGGAUCUGUGAGGCAGUGAAAUCCAACCAGGCCACAGAGGAACAGGAACGUAAACGGAUUUCAAAGCUGCUGACAGUAGCUCUGCUCUGCCUAUUGUUCUGCUUCGGACCUAUCCACGUCAUGAUGCUCCUCCGCACAGUAGUGGAUGACUGCAGGAAUCUUGCAUGGCUCCUUUAUCCAUACAAGAUCAGCAUAGCUAUCUCAAGCCUCAACUGCCUUGCAGACCCUCUCCUUUACUGCUUCAUUACUAGAACGGGGAAGGCAAAUGUCAAUCUGGUUGUUCUCUUCUUCCAGGUAAAGAAGAAGAGGAGAGAUGAAGAUGUAGUGUAGAUUUAAAUAAAGUACAGAAAUAAAUAAUGUAUCUACCUUGUAAUGAACUCAACACGUUAAGACAUUAAACAGUAGAAUAUGAUCCUGAAGUUAACACAAAUACAGACACUGCUUCAAAUGUGAGACAUUUGUCAAAUGGAAAGUUGUUAAAGGACAAAGCUUGUGGAGUUUAUCUUAUUGACACUUAGUUUUCUAAGUGUCAAUGACUCUCAUUAAAAGACCAACACCAACAAUGAGUUAGUCUGUCUCUCAAAACCUCUGUAUGCCUAAAAACACUCAUCAAGUAAGAGUCCUUCAUUUAAGAUCAUACUCAAGUAUAAGAAUGUAAGCACAAAUUAUUUAAAGCAUCAAGCAUUAAGUACUCAGUAAAAUUGCUGUUGUCACUGCUUCACUGAUGAUGUUUUUGGAAUAAUAUUACUGCUGAUUUCAACUAAUUUAUGAACUGUUUGGUAGAUAAAUGUACAGCAAAGCUAAAAUGUAUUUUUUUUGUGAGUUGAGAACAACAGUCCUCAUCUCGGCUUUGUGACGGUCCAGAGGGUUUUUAGGAGGGUUUCCGCAAACCAUGAACGAACACUUAACCCCUCAGUUUAUUGCAAACAUUUAAAAUCACCAAAUUUGGAGAUAAGUGGUUUCCACUGGACAGGAAGGGUAUGAAAAAUAGUAAUUUGGAAAGAAACAAGUAACUAAAGCUGUCAGACAAAUGUA